AUGUUUCUGACAAAACAGGAUUUUGUUCAAGGACAUGAUGACAGCAACGUAGACGUAACAACUGAUGCUACAACGUAUAGGACGGAAGAAGCCACUUAUAUUUUUGACCAAGACAAUGAUUCAUCAACUGUUUCUGGCAGUACUUCUUCCGUUGAAAAAGAAACGACCGAUUUUCAAACAACUGAUAAGGCGGAAGAAAUCACUGAUAAUUCUGAGCAGGUCAAUGAAUCAUCAACUGUUCCUGACGGUACUCCUUCCGUUGAAAAAGGAACCACCGAUAGCAUAACAACUGAUAUGACGGAAGUAGUCACUGAUACUUUUGAGCAAUUCAGUACACCAUCUACUCUGAAAGCCGAAUCCACAGAGCCUUCACAAAUCGUUCACAAAACGACUGACGCCGAAAAGACAACAACUAUUUUCGAGACUGAAUAUUCUUCAACUCAAAAGAUUCUGUCAACAGUCCCAAAAUAUUGCGAUGGCAUCACAUGUCUCAAUGGCGGAACUUGCAAUGAAAUGGAAGAAAACUUUUCUUGCGACUGCAUUGACCCUUUUACUGGAGAAUAUUGUCAAGAUCAUCCGUGCGAUGGAUUUUGUCAAAAUCAUGGAGUUUGCGCUCUUGAAUCUGAAAUCCCGACAUGCUCUUGCCGGGACCCAUAUAAAAGGCUCUAA
Oikopleura dioica is the source of this 669-nucleotide messenger RNA. The record is from the annotation of a GenBank genome assembly. Lineage: Eukaryota; Metazoa; Chordata; Appendicularia; Copelata; Oikopleuridae.